Trichomycterus rosablanca is the source of this 2501-nucleotide messenger RNA. It is a transcript of the gene klhl4, whose product is annotated as kelch-like family member 4. The transcript has 11 exons. The record is from RefSeq and is a predicted model, not a curated record. Gene Ontology annotation, molecular function: protein binding. The coding region runs from base 128 to 2278 and encodes 716 amino acids. Lineage: Eukaryota; Metazoa; Chordata; Actinopteri; Siluriformes; Trichomycteridae.
UCGGUCACCGACCACAACUGGCAACAAAGAAAAAAGGAGAAAGACAAAGCUACUGAACCUCAGUAGGAACCAGCUCAAGCUCUUUGCCUCCUGAUGAGCCACGGGCGUCCCUCUGAGACCAAAUAGGAUGUCUGUCUCGGGAAAAAAGGAGUUUGACGUGAAGCAGAUCCUCAGGCUUCGCUGGCGUUGGUUCAGUCAUUCCUCCCAGACAUCAGCGGGAAACGGGGGGUACAUCCAGCAAGAGGGGUUCGACCACAGCACCACGCCGAUUCAGAGCCGCUUGAAGAGUCACUCCCGGGACAGAGGAGGACUUCGCAAAAGCAACAGCCCGCUGCAUGGCAUUCUGCCUCCUACAAAUGGCCCCACACCUGUCUAUGUCAGGUCAGGAAAUCAAUCAUGGCACCAACAGAACAUCAUCCAGCACAUCGAGGACUCUCCGAAGAACAGCUCACCUGGUAGUGGCAGAAAGGAGAAUGGCAAGAUAAGCCUGGAUUAUGUCAAGAGCAACCCGGAGGAGCUGCCUGAAGAGGAAGCAGCGGACAGGCUGACAUUGAGCAGUUACUCUAAAAUGAGCUCCAACUGCUCAGACGAGUUCUUUCAGGCUACGAACCAUGCAGAGCAGACAUUCCGCAAGAUGGAGACCUACCUGCAGCACAAGCAGCUGUGUGACGUGCUUUUAAUAGCUGGUGAUCACAAGAUCCCUGCUCACAGACUUGUAUUGAGUGCAGUUUCAGACUACUUUGCUGCUAUGUUCACCAACAAUGUGCGAGAAGCAAAACAAGACGAGAUCAAAAUGGAAGGCGUUGAUCCAGAGGCAUUAAGAUCAUUAGUUCAUUUUGCAUAUACAGGUGUCCUUGAGUUAAAGGAAGAGACGAUUGAGAGCCUAUUAGCGGCAGCAUGCCUGCUCCAGCUCUCACAAGUUAUUGAGGUCUGCUGUAACUUCCUAAUGAAACAACUGCAUCCUUCCAACUGCCUGGGGAUCCGCUCGUUCGCUGAUGCACAGGGCUGCAUGGAUCUGCUGAACGUGGCUCACAACUACACUAUGGAACACUUUUUAGAAGUUAUUCAGAACCAGGAAUUCCUCUUACUUCCUACAAUGGAAAUAAUUAAACUCCUGUCCAGUGAUGACAUCAAUGUUCCAGAUGAAGAGACUAUUUUCCAGGCGCUGAUGAUGUGGGUGCGCUAUGACAUGCAGCAACGACAACAAGAUCUGGGAUUGUUACUUGCCCACAUCCGCCUACCCCUUCUGCCACCACAGCUUCUUGCUGAUUUGGAAAACAAUAAGAUGUUUUCUGAAGAUCUGCAAUGCCAAAAGCUACUUAUGGAGGCCAUGAAGUACCACUUGUUGCCAGAGCGUCGGCCCAUGCUACAGAGCCCAAGGACCAAACCACGCAAGUCCACUGUGGGGGCACUCUAUGCAGUAGGAGGCAUGGAUGCUUCAAAAGGUUCCACAACGAUAGAGAAGUAUGACCUGCGCACCAACUCGUGGAUCCAGGUUGGCGUCAUGAAUGGCCGGAGGCUCCAGUUUGGUGUGGCAGUCAUCGAUAACAAGCUCUAUGUCGUGGGGGGAAGGGAUGGCCUCAAGACGUCCAACAUGGUGGAGUGUUAUGACCCCAUAACUAAAGUGUGGUCUACCAUGCCUCCUAUGUCAACCCACAGACAUGGACUAGGGAUCGCUGUGCUGGAAGGGCCGAUGUAUGCGGUGGGAGGCCAUGAUGGAUGGAGCUAUUUGAACACAGUGGAGAGGUGGGACCCCCAGGCUAGACAGUGGAAUUAUGUGGCUAGUAUGUCUACUCCUCGCAGCACAGUUGGAGUCACUGCUCUUAAUGGGAAGCUCUUCGCAGUAGGUGGACGGGACGGUAGCUCCUGUCUGCGCUCUAUGGAGUGUUUUGAUCCUCACACUAAUAAAUGGAGCAUGUGUGCACCAAUGGCAAAGCGGAGAGGAGGAGUGGGCGUGGCUACCUACAACGGCUUUCUGUACGCGGUUGGCGGCCAUGACGCCCCAGCUUCGAACCACUGCUCCCGUCUGUCAGACUGUGUGGAAAGGUAUGAUCAAAAAACGGACACAUGGACCACAGUGUCAUCCCUCAGUGUGCCGCGUGAUGCAGUGGGAGUGUGUUUGCUCGGAGACAGACUGUAUGCAGUUGGCGGCUAUGAUGGUCAGUCCUACCUAAACACGGUGGAGUCCUAUGAUGCUCUGAACAACGAGUGGACCGAGGAGGUGGCGCUGAACAUCGGCAGAGCUGGGGCCUGUGUGGUGGUGGUGAAAUUGCCUUGAGCACUUGGGCCAUGCUCUUACUACACUCACACCAGCAGUGGAAGAAAAACACAAACUCAAGAUCAACUCUCGGAGACGUUUAAGUCAGAGUUGGAAUGUUCUUUCUUGUUCGUUCAUGUCUCACUUGGAGCAGCGUACUACUGAGUAUUGCCUAAUAGCUGAGCUAUUUAGUAGGUGGUAAAAAACAAUGUGAAUUCAUUAAAUCCUUGCAUAUCACACUUUA